Molecule: messenger RNA, 782 nt
Organism: Rubroshorea leprosula
Lineage: Eukaryota; Viridiplantae; Streptophyta; Magnoliopsida; Malvales; Dipterocarpaceae
Source: the annotation of a GenBank genome assembly
ACGGAAAGUAUUUUACAGUUUGCACAAAGCAGGAUCCCUCUGUUAAUUUCUAGGGUUUUUACCAGGAACUUUCAUUUCCUUUUCUCUUACUCUGCCGUUUCAAUUAGUAUCGGACUGCGUUUUCUUCACCCAUGAAGAGAGCAAUGUUGUGGAGUGCUGAGGUUGAUAUUAUAUCUCCUGAUGAAUCUUCUUCAGAAGCAGAGGUGGAUGAUAAGGAUGGAACCAGUAAUUCGCCUACUGAGCAACCACCCUAAGAAUUGUUCCCUCAAGGUACUUUCAAGACAUGGGUUUCAUCUCGCUUUUGUUUGAGUCUCCAAAUUUGUCAUUUUCUUUCCGGUUCAUGUCCUCUUACUGUCUUGCUCUUAGCAAGAAAGCAACAUUUGACUGUAACAAUGGUAAUAGUUUCUGGCAAGGUAAUUAGUUGCUUUUUAUAAUGUGGGAUUUUAGAUACAAUCUCAUCUUCAGUUCUACAAGAAGUUCGGCGGUUGUUGUUGUUGUGAGAAUUGUAACUGUUUGGACAGGAAGCAAAAACACUAAUGGCAAUGGGUGCUUUAGCUGUAUAAUUGGCUUUUUCUAGUGUAACUGGCUGAAGGAACAGAUUACCUAUCUUGUUCUUGUCUACUCUUAAUGAUGUAGUAUCGACGAGCAAUGUAAUAGGUGCUGAAUCACAGAAUUGUUUUAGGAAGUUGUCUGAAAGGGGUAACGGUUGUGUUUGAUUCACUGAAAUGUAAUGUGAUGUUAUAAUUUGACUGAUUCUCGUAGAAUUAAUUAGUAGUAUUCUU